Macadamia integrifolia is the source of this 1591-nucleotide messenger RNA. RefSeq lists its product as uncharacterized. The record is from RefSeq and is a predicted model, not a curated record. The coding region runs from base 540 to 1343 and encodes 267 amino acids. Gene Ontology annotation, molecular function: protein binding. The transcript is spliced from 8 exons. Lineage: Eukaryota; Viridiplantae; Streptophyta; Magnoliopsida; Proteales; Proteaceae.
UUAUCAAGGGUAUUGGCCAUUUGUGGCCCCUAUCUGUGGAUUUUUUUAUUUUAUAUUAAAUUAUUAAUUCAGUUUUUCCACAGUAUGUCCAGCCUCUUUCCGACCAUAUGGUUGCGAGUUGGAUGGUGGUUAGACUCAGGCAAAACCCAUCUUGAAGCUAAACUUCUGCCAUUGGUUGUCAUAUAUUUUGUUAUGCUUGUGGCUUGUAAUCUGAAUUGUACAUGCAUACAACCCAAAUAUUUUUCAUUCAAAAUUCUGACAUUGAUUUUCAUAUAUUCUGUUAUACUUGUGGCUUGUUAUCUGAAUUUCACUUGCAUAGAUCCCAUUUAUUUUUCGUUCAAACUUUUGCCUUUGAUUUUCAUAUAUUCUGAUAUUCUACUGGCUUGUUAUUUGAAUUUCACAUUCAUACACCCAAAUAUUUUUCAUUUUGUUUUUCCCACUUGAACUCUUAUUUGGUUUUUACUAAUAUUUUGUAGUUUUGUAGCUUAUUAGAUCCUUCCAUUGCCCAGGUUCUCUUCUAGUUGAGAUAAGAGUGAAAAAUGAUGAGAUCUUUCAUCUUGAGAGCAACCAAAAACCAAAGCAUUCCUCUUGUUCUUCAUCACUUCAAUCUUCAUAGAGGGUUGCAUAGCAGAAAUAAAAAGGCUUUGGAGUACGUAGCAAAAGGAUUCAGUGCUUUACAGGAAGUUGACCGAGUAAUCGAUCACACUGAACCGAAUGACCCUCGUCUCUUCCCUCUUCUCAGAACUGCAAAGGAGAACUUUGAAUUGGCGUUAGAGGCAGACAAUGGGAACACACAUGCAAGGUAUUGGUUGGCCAGGCUGCAUUUGAAAUACCAGGUCCCUGGGGCCUGUAAAGCAAUAGGAGCAGCUUUGCUGGUGGAACCUGCAAACAUGGGUGAUCCAGAUGCACAAUAUGAAUUAGGUUGUCAUCUAAGAGUUGAGAAUAAAAAUGCCCAGUCAGAUCAGCAAGCUUUCUAUUAUUUGGAGAAAUCAGUUGACCAGUUGCAUCCAGGUGCUUUAUACCUUCUAGGUGCUGUAUAUUUGACAGGGGACUGUGUCAAGAAAGAUAUUGCCUCUGCAUUGUGGUGUUUCCAUAGAGCAUCAGAGAAGGGACAUGCCGGUGCAGCAAUAGCAUAUGGAUCACUUCUUUUAAAAGGUGCUAAAGUCCCUGAAGCCCUAACAAAAUUUAAUUCGAAAGGAAAUCGGUCAGAAACAGUAAGAUUGGAAAAGCCUGCACCAGAUACACUUGAGGUGGCCAGCGGACAGUUCCAGAAAGCUGCAAAGGCAGGAUGUGAUCUUGGAUUUCAAUGGUUAAAAAGGCUUGAGGAUGAAGAGAACGCUUAGGUUACUGAAUAAAUCAUGUUGACAUGGUAUAGUUAUUUAACCUUGCAUAAGCUAAUUAAUCAUAGCUUUGGGCUUAAAGGCAGUGGAUAAAGAGAUCAAAAUGGGCAUAGAGCUGCUAUCAUUGUUAUUGCUUGGGUCUGAUUUUUGUUCUGUGCUUUUACAGUUAUGGUUAUGUGCAUUUGAUAAGAACAGUAAUGUAAACAUUUAAAAGCAAAGUGAUAAUUAAGUCGUCGAUGGUUCAACUUAAU